AUGCACCUCGAUAAAGUCAUUGCCCAGCGCCGCUUCGUGUCUUCUUUUGUUAAGCAAUACGCAGCUUUACACGCACCACAAGAGACACAACCGCAAGAAAUUAUCCCAGACACUAUUGAUGAUGUACCCGCUGAUGAAGAUGCACGUGAAAAAUCUCAAGGGCAGAAAAAAUGUCUGACCCAGAUUCAAGCUGAGGACUUCUGA
This is a messenger RNA of Phytophthora nicotianae INRA-310, 204 nucleotides long. RefSeq lists its product as hypothetical. Lineage: Eukaryota; Oomycota; Peronosporomycetes; Peronosporales; Peronosporaceae. The transcript has a single exon. Bases 1 to 204 code for a protein of 67 amino acids. The record is from RefSeq and is a predicted model, not a curated record.